This is a messenger RNA of Malus domestica (apple), 3443 nucleotides long. Its product is annotated as homeobox protein LUMINIDEPENDENS-like. Gene Ontology annotation, biological process: vegetative to reproductive phase transition of meristem. Gene Ontology annotation, cellular component: nucleus. Gene Ontology annotation, molecular function: DNA binding. The record is from RefSeq and is a predicted model, not a curated record. NCBI's taxonomy places the organism in Eukaryota, Viridiplantae, Streptophyta, Magnoliopsida, Rosales, Rosaceae.
UGCUUCCACCCUGUUUCUCUCUCUCUCUCUCUCUCUUUCUCUCUCCUCUUCUCUUGUCGAAGCCUAACCCUAAUUCUAUCCCAAACUUCCCAGUGAUUAAGAGCUGAAUUCGAAUUCUUCAUGGGCUGCAUUUAGCUUCAGAAACUCGAGCUUGGAGGUCGGCAAUGGAGGAUCCGUCGGCGGAGAUGGAGAUUGGGACCUCCCCGGAGUCGUUCGGGAAGUUCUUGGACUCGCAGAGGGAGCUUUUCCACAGCCAGAUCGAUCAGCUCCAGAGAAUCGUCGGCACCCAAUGCAAACUCACCGGUGUCAAUCCUCUCUCCCAAGAGAUGGCAGCUGGUGCUCUUUCAAUUAAGAUUGAUGGUCCAAUUGCAGGAAAAAGACCUAGGGAUUUGUUAAAUCCAAAGGCUAUAAAGUAUAUGCAAUCUGUUUUUUCGAUUAAAGAUUCGAUUAGUAAGAAGGAAUCUCGGGAGCUCAAUGCUCUAUUCGGCAUUACAGUCACACAGGUUCGUGAUUUCUUUAACAGUCAACGGUCGAGAGUUAGAAAACUAGUACAGUUGUCAAGGGAAAAGGCCUUGAAAUCUGGUGAACAUAAAGAUUUGCAGGAUGGGGUCUCAACAAGCCCUGAUUCUUUGACACCAAGUGAUCCAGUUCCCUUGAACUCUGUUGGUCCCGCAAAUGUUGAAGAUGCACCAUCAUGCUCAACGCAGGAUGAUGCUCCUUCUGGAUUAGACGAUUUAGAUAAAUGUUUUGUUGAAGACAUUUUCAACCUGAUGCGGAAAGAAGAAACAUUUUCUGGGCAAGUGAAACUGAUGGAGUGGAUACUGCGGAUACAAAAUUCUUCAGUAUUAUGUUGGUUCUUAACUAAAGGAGGUGUAAUGAUUUUAGUAACGUGGUUGAGUCAAGCUGCUGUCGAAGAACAAACAAAUGUUUUACUAGUUAUCUUAAAGGUUCUUUGUCAUUUGCCUCUACAUAAAGCACUUCCUUUGCAUAUGUCAGCCGUAUUGCAAAGUGUUAAUCGACUGCGGUUUUACAGGACAGCAGACAUAUCAAACAGGGCAAGAGUUUUGCUAUCAAGGUGGAGCAAGUUAUUAGCAAAAAACCAAGCUUUGGAGAAACCAAAUGGCAUUAAAACAUCUAGUGAUUCAGGACAAGAGUUAGUAAUUCUGAAGCAGAGUAUCGAUGAAGUUAUGGGUGAUGAAUCGUGGAAGUCAAAUAUGGAUAUUUCUGAAGACUUCCUUGGAACACCAUUUGAAAGUGCAGAGAAUUUCAGGAAAGUAAAUGCUUCAGAACCCUUGAAGUUAUUGACAGCAUCAUCAGAUGAGUCAAAUAAGAAGAACAUCCUCGGUGUAUCUUCAUCUCAAUUUCGAGAGCGCAGAAAAGUUCAGUUGGUGGAACAACCUGGCCAAAAAUCAGCUGGGAGAAGUGUUCAGGCCACAAGGACAACACCUGUGAGUCAGGCUCGUCCAAUGUCUGCUGAUGAUAUCCAAAAAGCAAAAAUGCGAGCACAAUUUAUGCAGAGCAAGUAUGGGAAAUCUGGUUCAUCCCAUGAAAAUAAAGAAUUGAAGACUGAAGGUGUGAAAAAACUUAAAACUUCUCAAGCAAGCAUUUUGCCUGUGGUACCCAAAGUUCCAAUUCGGUCUAACAUUGAGGAACCCAAUAUACCUGCGACAUAUCCUUUGAAAGAGAGGGAAACUCCUAAUAGGCCCGAAACUACUAUUGCCCCAAAGCGGAGUAUGGAUUUGAAGGAGCCCAUAUUAGAGAAGUGCAGGAGAAUCCAGAUCCCAUGGAAGAUGCCUCCAGAAAUAAAACUCGAUCCUUCGUGGAGUGUUGGUGGUGGUGAGAAUGGCAAAGAAAAUGAAGUCCAGAGAAACAGAAACCGCCGCGAGAAGGAAAUUAUUUACCGGACAGUCCAGGAGACACCAUCUAACCCGAAGGAACCAUGGGACAUUGAAAUGGACUACGAUGAUUCUUUAACACCAGAAAUACCAAUAGAACAGCCGCCUGAUGUUGCCGAUUCCACUGAAACACAAGCUUUCCCUAGAGAAUAUAAUCCAGAAACAAUGGUCGUUCCUUCUCAAGGAGCAAACAGCGUCGCUUCCUUGCCACCGGCCUUAUCUCAAAUUAACAAAGCAAGCGCAGCUGAACCGGAUCUAGAACUGCUUGCAGUACUGCUAAAAAAUCCAGAACUGGUGUUUGCUUUGACUUCCGGCCAGGCUGCUAACUUGUCGAGCGAGGAUACAGUAAAACUGCUGGAUAUGAUUAAGUCCGGUGGGGCUGGUGUUGCCGGUAGUGUAAAUGGUUUAGGUAGAAAAAUGGAGGAGAGGGUCGAGGUUUCUCUUCCAUCUCCGACACCUUCGAGCAACCCUGGAACGAGUGGAUGGAAGGGAGAUGCUGGAAGGAAUGCAUUUCCCCAACAGAUGCCACAGGUUUCAUCUGCUCAUCGCAGUAUUCCGCCUGAACGGCUAUCAACUCCGCAGCCAGCGGUACCUUCAUACUCACCGGAUUAUUAUCCUAUGCAAACACCGGCAUCGGAGAUGACUUCUAUUACGAAGAACACACACUUUCACAACUUAUCGAACAUGACUGUGCCAUCAGUUUGGGGUGAGAGCACGAGCAAUGUCGAACGAGCGCCUCUGUCUACCUCAUAUAAUCUAGCAGAAAUGCAGCAGCCCUUGUUUUCGAAUAUGGCAAGGCAACAAAGACAACCGCAGCCGUUACAACAACAACAACAACGUUUUUCUACACCUACGUACUCGCCUAAUCCGCCGAUGGGAAAAGCCGUCCCUCCGUCCGAGUCGUGGAGAGCCAGGCAGGAUUUGACUUCAAAUUACCAUUACUUAGAGAACCAAAACCAGUAUAACGCAUCGCAUGGGGGACAUUUGCAGCCUCACUUGUCAGGUCCUUGGGAAGGAUAUGAACGUGUUGGCAGCAACCAAGAUUUCCAUUCGUGGAGUCCGGAUGAUGAUGAUAGUCCGAGUAGAAAUCCCGGCUACAUGUACGGAAGAGAACCCAGAACAAAUCCGGGACGGGAUUACACGUCAAGGGGAAGGAAUCCUGCCGGAUACCGCGGUCAUACUCGGCAGCGGGGGAACAGAUGGCCUAACCGCGGCGGAGACUGAGUUCCUAUAAUCCAGACUGGAUAUGUUACGAACGGACUUGUUCUCUCUUGCCCCUUCGUGGAUUAAGCAUUGGGACGGAUGAAUGACGUGACACGAAAGUCCUUACUCUCUCGAGUCUCAGUUUUGGAAACGAGUGAGAGCUUGUAAAAGCCAUUGUGACUGUGACUGUAGAUUUGAGAUGCUCAUAAGAACACUCUACUGAUCAUUAAUUUCAAUUUUAUUAGGGUGAAAAAAUAUUCUAAAUUUUGGGCAAACAUUUUUCUUUGUAAUUUUCACUUUCUAAAAACAAAUAUCAAAAUUCUAAAGCCUAAUUCUUUAAUUUGA